AUGGCGGAACAAAUCGUCCGACUUUACAGCUUUCCCGGUUUAUCUUCUGGACGGCAUGAUGUGACUUUAUCUAAGCUGAAAUCAGCCUCAACACGACUGGAAGUAACAAAGCUAACAACAGAGAUAUGUUACAAUAUCAGCGUGCAAGGAAAUGAAUGCUUAAACGCCGAUGAACUCAAGAACUUGUUUUGGCUGUUGACAAGCACUUUUGAGGAAGAUACUGUUCGCAAAACUUCUUUCCUUGAUGAAACUGCAAGUACAGACGGUUAUGGCAAAGUUUUGAUUGAAAUCGGACCAAGGCUUAACUUCUCAACGGCUUGGUCAACAAACGCUGUGUCCAUUUGUCAAUCCAUAGGUUUAGAACAGAUUGAUCGAAUCGAAAGAUCAUGUCGGUAUUUGAUUGAAGUCAGGCCCAAGGACGAUUCUACAGAUAUCACGAAAGAGGAAGAAACCGCUUUUGCAGCUAAACUUCAUGACCGAAUGACCGAAUGUCGAUACGAAAAGCCGUUGACUAGCUUUAAGGUAAACGUUCGUGCUGAAAGUUGUUAUGAAGUUGAUGUUAUGAAAGAGGAUCGCUCUGCUUUGGAAAAAGUUAACCGAGAUCUGGGGCUAGCAUUUGAUGGGUGGGAUCUUGAUUAUUACACCAAAUUAUUCCGGGAAAGAGUUAAAAGAAAUCCCACCAGCGUGGAAUGUUUUGAUUUGGCCCAGUCAAACAGUGAACAUUCUCGCCAUUGGUUCUUUAAAGGAAGAUUGAUUGUUGAUGGACAGGAAGUUGAAGAUUCACUGAUGAAAAUGGUGAUGAAAACACAGGAAACAACCAACAACAACAGCAUCAUUAAAUUUAGUGACAACAGUAGGUAA
Porites evermanni is the source of this 861-nucleotide messenger RNA. The record is from the annotation of a GenBank genome assembly. Lineage: Eukaryota; Metazoa; Cnidaria; Anthozoa; Scleractinia; Poritidae.